Aspergillus campestris IBT 28561 is the source of this 2374-nucleotide messenger RNA. RefSeq lists its product as uncharacterized. The transcript is spliced from 2 exons. Gene Ontology annotation, biological process: DNA-templated transcription initiation. Gene Ontology annotation, cellular component: transcription factor TFIID complex. The coding region runs from base 251 to 1990 and encodes 579 amino acids. NCBI's taxonomy places the organism in Eukaryota, Fungi, Ascomycota, Eurotiomycetes, Eurotiales, Aspergillaceae. The record is from RefSeq and is a predicted model, not a curated record.
GCCACCCCUGGUCUAUUCACCGCGCCAUCGAUCCGAGACAAAAUUCAGUAUCCCCCGUGACGGACGGCUUGAGCUCUAUGUUUAUCACAGCACCUUGAGAUGGUUACACCUGGCGGCGGUGGUGGUGAGAGCAAUCCGCUCAGUUUUUCGGCCCACGCGCGAACGUGCUCUUUGCCUCAAAAAGCGUGAUACCUGGCUAUCCGGUGUAUCAACUAUCUUCUUUGACAGUCGCUAGUAAUUUGCAGUCAUCAUGGCGCAAACCCAACCCCAACAGUUUUCCCAGUCAUUCUCUCCCCCGGGGUCAUCACCGUCCCCGGGGGUUGGCUCGCCGGUGAAUGGAACCGGUGUCCCGCAACAUCCGGCCAAACGACAACGCCUCUCUCCCCUCACACAGUCCCCUUACGCCUCUCCCAGCUUUGGGACCUUGCAGUUACCUCAAAAUCAACCCCCAACGCCGGUAAAUGGGACGAACAUGAAUGGCAUGGCUCUAAACCCAGGAUCUGCGCCUCAGACCCAGCCUCAGACCCAAGGCACGAUGGGACCGCCGUCUCGGCCGGUGGAAAAGGCCACGGAUGCCGCUGAACUCACAGAUGUUCUGGCAUCUUCUGGUAUCGAUGUACGAGAAGAAGAAGCUUUUCUUACCAGCAGCUAUUCCGGUCCUGGCGUUCAAGUACAACAGCCACCGCGUCUACAGCAACCACUUCCUCCCCAACACCAGCAGCAACAACAACCUCAGGCUCAGCAAUCCUUUGUAAAUACCUCUUUCACCUCACAGACGUCCACGACCGGGACAGCCUCGGCAAACGCGAGCUUCAGCGAGCCGUCACCCCUCAAACCGACCCCGACUCAAGAAUCCUUCUACUCCGAACCGUCCACUCAACCCCCUGCUCCAUUCAAAGAUCCCAAUCAGCCGACUCGAGAAGAUACCGAAGCCGCGCGACGCGCACAAUACCAUCUCCAGGAGCCAUUUCUAUUGACGAAGGUGUUGGAACAAAAGCUUCAGAAGCGCGGGUUUGAGCUUGGAGUCCGCAUUCCCGCAGAGGGCCUAUUUCACCCCAUACCUGAUCGUCCACAGCCGAUCGAAGUCACCGGACCGGAUGGCUCAUCCGUUGUGCGUACCGGCAAAACUAUCCUCAACCAAGAAGGCGCACCCUUGGUGGACAUACUGAACCUCAUGUCCAUAUCUUGCGAGGAACGACUGAGAUCCGUGGUAGAUUAUUCAUCGACUCUCGCGAGAAGCCGUCGGGCGCACUCCCACGGAGUCGUGCCCGCUGAUUGGAAAGACAUGGCGCAAGCUUCUAGGGUCAACGAAAGUGUAGCAGGUCAACAAACACCUUCGCUGAAACGCAACCAUUCAUCGACGGAACCACCCGGAACGAAACCUUUGUCUGAACGGUGCCGCUUGCUGGUAGAGAGGGAUAAUUCUAGCGAGGAAGCGCGCGCGUCCAAACGCGCCAAACGCAGCGCGAGCGCGAUCCUGGGGGAGGGUGGGACCAAAUCCGAGUCCCUGGAAACCCCUGGCUCCGCGCCGUCGACGCCAGUGGCAGAGAAGGCGCCCAGUCUCGACAAGAAAAGUGUUUCCAAGAAGGAAGCCAGAAAAAUGGUCGAUGCGCGAGCUACCGAAGCGGCACAACACCAGCAGUCGGUCGAGACGGCACGAAUGGCCACCAACAGCAUGUUGUCGAGUCGGAUGUUUGGCACGAAGAAGUCGUAUUCGUGGCUGAAUCGCGGGCCGGCUACUGGAAGCGGGUUUUCGUCUCCGUCGCGUGCCACUGCGGCCACUCCAGCUCCUGGCAGCGAGAAAUCCGGGCGCUCUGGUGAAUCCACCACGGUGACCUCCAAACGACUGGGGACGUGGAGGGAAGACAAAGAGAAGGGAGCGGGGGUGCAGGUUCGGGAUAUUCUCUUUAUGCUGGAACUGGAUGGGCGGGGGUCGCGGCAUGUCCAGAAGGCGUACUCCAAGGAUGUGAAGGAAGACCGGGUGGACUAGCCUGGCAGGCUUCCGUUCCAGCCUGAUUCUGCCUUUCUGCCAUUCUGCCUGCCUCUUCUAAUCUUUAUCAACAUUUCUUGCACCUUUUUUUCUACUUUAUUAACGUUUGGUCUUACGCACAGUUACUGCGGGAUACUAGGCGUGGGCGUUGCGGAUGGUUUUGAUGGGUCACCUUGUGCAUGUUUCUGUACUACUGCGUGCAUUUUCCUCGAGGAGGUAGUGGGGCGCGUGCAUCUCUUUCCAGCUGUUCUUCUUGCUUUGGUGUUUAUUGCUUCCCGGUUCUUUUCCAUCUUCUUUCCAUUAUCGAUGUAUUGUGCGCAAUGUGGCAGGGAUUGCGUCUAUCUAGUGGGCCAGACAACUUUCAAAAUACGGAUACCCCUUAAG